Molecule: messenger RNA, 4965 nt
Organism: Chara braunii
Lineage: Eukaryota; Viridiplantae; Streptophyta; Charophyceae; Charales; Characeae
Source: the annotation of a GenBank genome assembly
ACUCACACAUACUCACUCCGCUCCCGCGGUCGCCUUCCUCUUAUCGGCGGGCCCCUCUCCCCACACACCCCCGUGAGCUCUACCUCCCUUUCCCUUCCGACCAUGGAAGGGAGUUCCUUUGAGGAGAUCACUGCGGUGCCGUCCACCUCCCAGGCUCGUCAGGAGCGCCUCACGAGACACAUCAACGUCCUGCGUCGUCUUCUCGCCUUGCUCUCUGACCCUGAUCGCACCCCACCCAUCAUCCCUMUUCGCCUAGGGACAUCUACGAGGGUGUACCGCGCUUUAUGGGACUCUGGCUCGCAGGGAGAUUUCGUUCACCCUCGAGUGGUUGAGGAAGCUCGCCUAGCUACCUCUGGGUCUCGCUCUCAUAUCUCCGUUACCCUCGGAGAUAACAAGACGCAGCGCUUCUUCGAUCAGACGGUUCCCGACCUCCACUUCUCCCUCACCCUCCAGCCACCGGAUAGUACCCAGGCGCCUCGGCGGUACCAUUCCUCCGCCUACUUCGACGUGCUGGAGACUGGGUACGUCUUUAUCCUUGGCACUCCCUGGUCUCGCCGGUUCCGUAGCACAGAGGCCGAAUGGGCGUUUGAGACACUCAUUCUCAAAAUGAAGUGUGGUCAAACCCAUCGAGUCCCCUUCAUUGGAACCACGGGCGACACCCCUCCAAACCUACCUCCCCAGGACCCUCGUUCUUCUGGGUCCCACCCAGACAUCUCCUUCACUUCUCCCCGUCAGUUUGCUCACUUCAUCCGACAGGAGGACGUCACGCUCUACUCAGUGAACGUCAUGGAUCUUCUUCGCUACGAUCCACUSUGUCCCGAGGUUGAGCUCAUCUCACUGGAGCCCGAUCCCCCUGACCCUUCCUCCAUCUUCGCGGCUCCCAUCUCUACAUCCACCCCGCAACCUGCGGAUACCCCCUCGACAUCCCAGGUUCCUACGCCGUCCACAGCUGAGUCCACCCAUACGUCUUGUGCUAACGCAAACGUUGAGGAACUCAUGCGGUUCACGACUGACUUAGAGCCCGUCAUUCACGACCUGAUUCGGGAGUACCGCGACGUCUUCCCCCCGUAUUUCUCAUACAGCGGGAUUCCCCCGAUGCGCGGUGUCGAGCAUUCUAUCCAGCUCGUGCCUGACUAUCGUGUUCACCAUCAGGCACCAUACCGACUCUUGAUUCCAGAGGCGACGGAACUCAAGCGUCAGCUUGAGGAGCUCCUUCGACUUGGUUUCAUUAAACCUAGUAACUCCCCUUGGGGUGCACCUGUUCUCUUUGCUCGCAAAGCGGAUGGAACUCUCCGCCUCUGCAUCGAUUAUAUGACGGGAAUUACGUCCAGAGGCUCGAAGGACCCGUCUAACCCGAGGGAUGGAUCAGGCUCUAAAGAUGGGACCGACCAGAAGGAAAAACCAGUACAGAAAGAAAAUCCGAAGGAUGGAGAGGGAUCCGGAAACAAUGAGGGAUCGGUGUCCGGUGAGGAGGGAAAGAAGGGGACGGAAGGGAAGGAUGGGUCGGAUCCCGCUGCGGGACUGGACCCAAAGUCGGUCACGAGUCAGCAAGUAUUGAAGGAUCAGGCGGAGCCCGUGAAUGAGGGGGAAGACGCGGGAAAAAAAGGAGUGAUGAGGGAGAAGGAGGCGGACCCUAAUCCUUUCCCUCCAGCCGCACGCAAACAAGACCCAAAGAAAGGUGGCUUGAAAGCGGUGGGGAAGAAUAAACGCGAAGAAACAACAGGUGAACAGACGGAGGUCACAAAGAGCCAGUAUGUGGAGAAGGAGAAGGACAUAGCGGAGAAGGGGGAGGUUGAGAUGGAACGAAGCAUUGAAGAGGAACCUACUCCCAAAGAGAAGGACCCCCAGAAUGAGAGAAUGGUAGAGGGACAAGGGGAAGGGCAGGAACGGCAGAACGAGGCCAAUGACCCGAAAGGAAAGGCUGACAUGUCAGAAGUAGCACGUGCGCAGUUGGGGUUGGUGGUGAAUUUGAUGGCUGACGUGGGGAGGAGAUUGCCUCUGCUGGUGCUCGUUGUCGUCGUCUUCCUACUUGUCGUCUUCCUCCACGUGUGUUUGUCGUGGCGCCCGUGGAAACAACAUCGCAAGAGGAGGGCAUCGACGAAACGGUCGGCAGGAGAGCGUACAAUGGCGGGCAUGCAGGGACGCGUGGGUGUUGGUGCAGAUGAGGGCGGAAGACGACCUGCGAUGGCGGAGCCUCGACGGCGCUACGACCCAUCCAUGUACGCCCAUUUGCAGUCGUGGGAGACGCCACUGCCCCUGUCGGACGAGGAGCCCGAGACGGAAGAACUACCGACGUUGCCUCUUGCCAGCGGCUGGACGCAUCUUUGGUCGCAGACGGUGCGAGCAGGCGGUUCGGGUUUCAACGAAGGCGGCGAGUACACGUCUUUGCCGCAGCAAGGCUUGGGAGACGAUGACGACGGAGGACUUGAUCUCAGGUUCGGCUUGUGUUCUGGCGGGUCCAAGGAGGCGAGCCGUACGUUGAUCAUCGACAUCGAUCGUUCGCCACGUGGGGUGGAACGGGGUGGGAGUCAGUUGCUCCGGCGUCUAGGCUCCACAGCACCAUUCGCCGAUCGAUCGACAAGUAACUGGCCUGCACACAACGGAGCCACAGUCGGGUCACCGUGCAUCGACUGUGCACGUCCUUCGAUGCCCGAACGCACAACACCGACCCAAUCCGACGUCAGGGACGCGGGUGCAUCCAGACUGCUGGUGCGUCCAGUACCCACUGUGGAGAACAUCACACGAGGUGUGUCGAACAUACGGGCACACAGUGAUGGCGACGACGAUGACUGUUUUGGCGGCGACGAUGCUGACGAGCGAUUGACGGAGGACGUGGACGCAGGGGACGACGACGAAGACAUUCCUGUUCGGCCGUUGGGGAAGACGGGUGGGAGGGGGAGACCACGCAGCAGGGGUGCUGUUCGUGGUCGAUCCGUUGACCGUGGCGACAGAGGCUGUGUCAGCGAAGAUGCCGGGAAGUCUGUGACGUACUGGUUUCCGGAGGAACAACUGCAACUAGUGAGAUGCAAGCGGGAGCAAGAGAUGCACCUCGCCGGGAUGGGCCACAACUACAGGCAGAUGCGGACGAAGGAGUGGAAGUGGGACGACAUUGCAAAGCGCAUGGUGAGCGCGGGGAAACCGAAAGACGCGGACGACUGCAUGAAGAAGUGGGACAAUCUGUUCCAAAACUACAAGAAGAUACAAAGGUUUCAGAACGCAAGCGCUUCCAGGCGAGGAGGUGGCGGUGGUGAGUCGGUUGGUAGUGAGGCUGGUGGUGAAGGCUUCCCCGAGGAACGUUCUUCUGCGCGGGAGUCCGAGAACAACGCAGGCAGCGGGGCUGRAGGCGKCAAGCRGAAGAAUGYACRUCAACAGGCGUUGGAGUCGAUCGCCGAUGUCAUGGAUCGACAUGGCGAGCUGAUGUCGUCGACGAUCGAAUCCUCCAGCAAGCGGCAAUGCAGCAUUUUCACGAGGCAAUGUGACAUACUGGAGCAGGAAGUAGCAGUCCAGAAAGAGCACUACGCGGCGUCCAAUAAAACGCAGAGGAUGAUGUGCCACGCGCUUAUGGAAAUCGUUGUGGCCAUCCGUGGUCGGACGACGAUUUUCCAGCGAAGUGGGAUGCUGCGUCGCGGGUGGUCCACCGCGAUCAGAUCACUUCAAAUCUGCGCACCCGAAGUCGCACGACUGUCGUCCCCAACUGCGCGAGGGACGGGCCGUGGGAAGAAGCGCGAAGGACUGCCUGACGACAACCAAGUGACUGGAAAAGCUCGGAGGCAUGUCCCGAAGGCGAAGAGGCUGCGGUCGGACGAUGCGUCAACAAGGGUCCCUCUUGGAGGAGCGCAAGGUUGGGCGGCAGAAGCGGGGGGCGACUACGACGACGACUUCGCGACUGACGAAGAUCAGGCACAUGCGACUGCGUCGGGAGUUCGGGAGAGUGGAGGGAAACGACAAUCUGAUCACAGCGCUUCGAAAAGGCUGAUGACCCCUCCACCCGAGAAGAAGCAAGUGCGCGCCCGCGACAGGCGGACUUACGACGCUGAAGUCGACGAGCUUGGUGACGACGAUAACGAGCCCUUGGAAAGACGCCGCCUGCGCAGUCGCACAGCUGCCACCCCGCCGCCGGCGGCUUCAGGCCACACUCUCGCUGGAGAAACGACAGUCAUGGGUAGGCUGCCCGCCACCACGGCUGCGCCACGUCCUCGCAACACGGCUGCUGAAGGAGGGUCCGUCCAACGAGGCGGCGGUGGGGUAGUCGCGGUGCACACGGGCGCAGUUGGGGUUGAGGUGGCAGGUGCGGCGGGCGCGGUUGCGGGUGUUUCAGGCAGUGCGCCCCCAGUUGCGGCGGCGAGAGAGGAGGGAGCAGUUGUGGCGAUGGCGAGGGACGACGAGCGUGGAGAGAAGAGGAGUGAUAGGGAGGGCGGCGAAGCUGGUUCGAACAGGCCGCGUAGGGGAGUCACGCGGAUAGCCAAGAUCGCCGACCCAUCGCAGCUGCAACAAGCGACCUCCCGUGCGUCAGCAGUGGAGAACAUCGCUCUCCGCGUAUUGCACGGCUGGGUUUUCAAGUCCGGGAACCGCCCGAGGGGUUACAAUCUUGCUUUCCAGUACGCGCUGGAGUCCGUGGUGACGGACAUAGCGCGAGCUAUGUGGUACGAUGAGGAGUGGUGCAACGUCGUCAGCCCUGCGGUUUGCGCACACACAAUAGAUCUCUCCAUGGACUUGCCGUUGUGGUUCGCGGGCGUGAAGGUCGAGAACAGACCGGACGGCGAUGACAUGGCGGCGUACCAGGAGUCCACCAUCAUCUGCGUCGUGGAUGCGUUCCGGGCGGCGGUGCAAAUGGGGGCGGUUAUCGACGGCGAGUUCAUCUCGCACGAUCGUCUUUGCCGGAUGGCUGACUGCUUUAGACUGUAAUUGGCGGCGUGCAUGUGGAUAAUGCGCAUGGCGGGAGACGAUCCGCGCAGCCACUUCGAA